Molecule: messenger RNA, 8702 nt
Organism: Salvelinus namaycush (lake trout)
Lineage: Eukaryota; Metazoa; Chordata; Actinopteri; Salmoniformes; Salmonidae
Product: nuclear factor of activated T-cells 5-like
Exons: 14
Coding region: 211-4239 (1342 amino acids)
Biological process (GO): calcineurin-NFAT signaling cascade; regulation of transcription by RNA polymerase II; cytokine production
Cellular component (GO): transcription regulator complex
Molecular function (GO): DNA-binding transcription factor activity, RNA polymerase II-specific; RNA polymerase II cis-regulatory region sequence-specific DNA binding; transcription factor binding
Source: RefSeq, a predicted model, not a curated record
UAAAGGCAGCAGAAAGAAGCGUGUUACACAGGCUAAUAACGACUGGUUCAAGAUAUACAUAGCCUAAAUGUCAAAUAGCGUUUUGUUUGGUAUCCGUAUAUUUAUUUCCCAUUAAUUCAGUGUCAGAGAAAUAUUUAUUUCUAGUUUGCUAGCUCAACGACGGUUAUAUCUGAGGGGGUCCGAUUUUCCCUCCUCUUCAGAGGCAUUACGAUGCCCUCUGAUUUUAUAUCCCUACUCAGCGCGGAUCUCGACUUGAAUUCCCCCAAAUCCCUAUAUUCCAAAGAAUCAGUGUAUGACCUUCUCCCCAAAGAGCUGCAGCUGCCAUCCUCCACUCAGCAAAACCCAGCAGCAGCCAUGAGCCAGAAGAGCGGUGGAGAGGCGGUUCCUCCUCCCUCAGCGGCCCUUGACUCAGAUGCCACCACCGUCUCCUCUUCUAUGACCAUGGAAGGCCCUCGCAGUGCUUUUCCCACCUCUUCCAGCUCCAUCGUGCACUCCACUACCUCAGCCACCGACCAGACCUCUGCUCACACCGGCAUCGCCGCUCCAGACGAAGGUGUAAGUAGCAGAGUGGUGGCGGAGAUGCUUGGCGCCGAGGGCGGGACUGGCAACAGUGGGAGUGCUGGUGGCGGCAGGGCUGGCGGCGAGAAAGGAGGAGGGGCCGGAUCCCUAGGUGGAGGAGGAAGAGGGGGGGCAUCCCAGGAGGCCCAGCAGCACCACCAGAUGACCCCCUCCAAGCGGCGGACGGUGCUGAACAUCUCGCCUCCGCCCGAGGACCUGUUUGACGACAGCCGCAUGUCCUGCCAGGAGGAUCAGCUCCAGGACUCCGAGCAGAGCAAUAGCAUCUGGAUGGAUGACUCCGCCUCUAACUUCAGCAUUGUCAGCUCCAGCUCCUACAACGACAACACAGAGGUGCCCCGGAAGUCCCGCAAGCGCACCCCCCGCCAGCGACCUGGGCCCAAGCCUGCCUCAGCCGAGGAGGCCAGCAUGGACGUGUUUGAUGCAGACAGUGCCAAAGGGCCUCACUUUGUGCUCUCACAGCUGGGCUCAGACAGCAAGGCCUGUACCAAAGGAAGUUCGGCAGAUGGCUCCCAAACAACCCAUCAAAAAGGUGGGACCCUAGCGAGCCAGUUCCCUCAGAAGAGUGAGGGCAAGGAGCUGAAGAUCCUGGUCCAGCCUGAGACCCAGCACAGAGCCCGCUACCUGACUGAGGGCAGCAGGGGGUCAGUGAAGGACCGCACUCAGCAGGGCUUCCCUACCCUAAAGCUGGAGGGUGUGAAUGAGGCAGUGGUGCUGCAGGUGUUUGUGGGUAAUGACGCUGGGCGUGUGAAGCCACAUGGGUUCUACCAGGCCUGCAGGGUGACUGGGCGCAACACUACAGCCUGCAAGGAGGUGGACAUCGAGGGCACCAUUGUCAUUGAAGUGUCCCUGGACCCCAGCAAUAAUAUGACCCUGGCGGUGGACUGCGUGGGGAUCCUGAAGCUGCGUAACGCUGAUGUGGAGGCUCGUAUCGGGGUGGCCGGCUCCAAAAAGAAGAGCACGCGUGCCAGGCUGGUGUUUCGGGUCAACAUCCCCAGGCCGGACGGCUCGGUGCUCACGUUACAGACACCGUCGUCCCCCAUCCUGUGCACCCAGCCUGCAGGGGUGCCUGAGAUUCUGAAGAAGUCCCUCCACAGUUGCUCGGUGAGGGGGGGUGAGGAGGUCUUCAUCAUUGGGAAGAACUUCCUCAAGGACACCAAAGUCAUAUUCCAGGAAAAUGUAUCAGAUGAGAAGUCUUGGAAGGCAGAGGCUGAAAUUGACAUGGAGCUGUUUCACCAGAAUCACUUGAUUGUGAAGGUUCCUCCUUACCAGAACCCAGCCAUCGCGUCUGCAGUGUGUGUGGGAAUGUACGUGGUGACCAAUGCUGGCCGAUCCCAUGACGUGCAGCCUUUUACAUACACUCCAGAACCAGUGGACAUAUCUGUGAAGAAAGAAGUUCCAUCUCCAGGCAAGCCCUGCUCUUUUGAUCAACGGAUGAAAGUAAUUGAUGGUGCCUUGAUGCCCCCAAUGUUGCCUCUUGUGAAGAGAGAAGAGGUCACUCCAAUGGAGGUCUCCAGCAACCUCUCUUCUGCUGGCGUGUUCAAGCGGACCCCCGAUGUCAUGUGUUCGGCCCAGCAGACGCUGGACAUGAGUUCCAACCUUCCCCCCAACAACAGCCCGUUCUCCAACUCCUUGCCGCGGCCUGCCAGUGACCCUGACGAAUCCCAAACAGCAGUCUUCAACACUGCAGAGGCCCUGAGCACCAUACAGAAGCAGGACAUCGCUCCCACCAACUCCUUUCCCGUGCCUGCAGACUCUCUACUCCAACCUGGACCUCAGCAGUUCCUCCUGGAGCCCAGAGAGGGGCUGGGGCAGGACAGGGCUGGCAACAAUGCUGGGGCGGUAGGGAGGCUCAGUCAACAUGUGGAGGCCCCUCAACCUGCCCCCCAGCAGCACCAGCUGCCCGUAUUCCCCCCAGACGAUGUGGCCCAACUGGAACAAGCAGUGAGACAACUGCAGGCCAAAGGGUACUGCAGCCAACAGCAACAGCGACAACAGCAACAGAUUCAACAACAACAAAUUCAGCAACAACAGCAGCAACAAAUUCAGCAACAACAAAUUCAGCAACAGCAACUACAGCAACAACAACAGAUUCAGCAGCAACAGAUUCAGCAGCAACAAAUUCAACACCAGCAGCAACAACAGCAAGUGUUGGAGAACCUGCGGCAAGAGCUGUUUAAAUCACAGAUGCCAAUGCAUUGUGGCAUAUUCCAGGGCGGUUCUCGAGGUGAGAACGCUGAACAGCAGGGUUCCCAGCAGGGCAUGGUGCAGAACCAUGGUUCCGUCUUUCAGCAGGCCCAACAACAGCAGCAGCAGAGGCAACAACAGAAACAGCAGCAGCAAGCAGCACUCUUUCAGCAAGCCAAUGAGCUCCUCUCCAUUCAGACCAACUUCCUCCAUCAGACCCCUUCUCAUCCCUCUCCACCCCUCUUCCAUAACCCCAGCCCCCUGGCUGAGGCACAGGACCCACAGGGGGCGCUGUUCCACACUCAGAAGGCCUCUCCCACCCAGGAGCAGGUCCAGGCAACCCUCUUCCAGAACACCCUGACAGUGUUGAGUAGGACCAGCCUCUCCCCAGAGCAGCCCCCCUCUGUCGCCAACCUGUUCCUCCCCCAGAGUGCCCUGCCUAGGCAGCUCUCCGCUAGCGGCAGCCAGCAGCAGCAGCUGGCCUUCCUCAGUGCCCUGCAGACCUCUGCCCCUGAGCCCCAGUCAGUGUUCCAGGCUCAGACCCAGCUUUCCCCCAUCCAGCAGGGGACCCCCAUGGAGCAGCAGCAGCCCUCCCAGCCCCAGUCUCAGCCACCUCAGCAGAACUCCAUGUUUCAGAACAUCUCCCCCCAUCCACCUGCAAACACUCUCUCUCAGACCCAGCAGCAGCAGGCUGGCCUACUGUUCUGCAGCAACCCCCUCUCCACUCCAGAGCAGCCCCCCAGUCUGCUGUUCAGUGGCCAGGGCCAGAUGCCCCCCAUGAGCAGCAGCAGCCUGAACUCUCAGGAGCCCCAAAACCCCUCCAUGCUGUUCUCUCAGGCCAGCAUGGUGACGGUUAGCCAGCAGGAAUCCUCUGAGCCCAUGGCCUUCCUGGACCAGAGCCAGGUGGUGGGGAACCCCUCAGAGCCUCGCCAGCAGGGCCUGUUCCAAGAGCAGCAGCCCAUGCAGCUGAUCACCAGCUCCAACAACGGCCCAGAGCAGCCCGUCUCUCUCUUCAUGCCCCAAUCCAACAUGGCUGCCCUGCAGGGUUGCAUGGCUGCCCAGGUGCUCCCGCAGACAGGCAUCUUCAGCACUCAGAAUGGGGUGGCAGGCCUGCAGACCACCACCUCCUCCCCCGUGCAGCAGCCAGGGUCUCUGUUCCACACAGCAGUCAGUGGGAGCCUCAACCAGCCCAGCGAGACCCAGCAGCCAGGCCUCUUCCUCUUUGGGAUUCAAAACGAGUGUGGCCAGCUGAUAAACUCUCCUGGAACCACUCUGUCUGAUCAGAUCAUUGCCAUCAGUCAGUCUGGUCAGAACCAGAGAGAGAGCGAGGCCCAGAUCCAGUCGCUGCUCAACCAGUCCAUGUCUGAGUCAGGGAGCAUGCAGAACAGCAUGACGGCCUCCCAGAACAUGGAGAAGAUAGAUGACCUGCUUGUCAGCCUGCAGGAGCAGGGCAACAACCUCACUCGCUCCUACUAGGCCUGCUAUAGGUUUCAGGAGCCCAGAAGACCCCCAGUUUGGACCCCCCCUUACAGAUGGCAGAAGACCCCCAGUGUGAACCCCCAUUACAGAUGGCAGAAGACCCCCGGUGUGGACCCCCAUUACAGACGGCAGAAGAAUGAAAACAAACUCAACGGUGGGCUCCUGUCCGAACUCCAAGUUACAUGUAAGCCUCAGCGGCCUUUUUCUCCAAGGACAGUCUUCAUGUGUAGAUGCUCCACAGUGGCGGUGAGCGGGGCACCAGUCCUCCACUGCAUCUAAACCUGGACCUCAAAAUAGGACAUAGGUUGUAGUUACCCCACAACUGUCAGUGUGUUCAGUGUAUCUCGCAGCUAGUCGCCUCCAGCUCUUAAUGAAACAUGACACUAUGUAAUGUUUGGCUAACUCAUCAGUUCUCAGAGCAGCACUUUGCGGUGUGGUUUUAUAAGGAUGGUGGUAGAAGCUAGCACAGCAUUCUGUCUUCUCCAGGACCAGCGUGUGGGCUCACAAUUGUUUAUAACGCAUUGUUGUCCUUUUUAUACGAAAUUAAAAGUAUUUUAGGAAAUAGCAAAAGAAAAUAUACAGUUCGUGAAAAAUAAACCUUUGUAAGAUACUUUGACUUUAGUUCUUUCAGCACUUUACGAUGCUUUCCUUUUGUGGCCAGUUACUCAUUAAGUUGGCCUAUGCAUUCGCUAGUCAGCUAUUUAGUCAGUACAUCUCGACAACUUUAUUACUCAUGCAUGUGUUUUGAGUUAUGGCUUUAGUUUUUUUAUUGUUCCUUUCAUGAAAUACCAGUUUCUUAUUGGCAGCCAUCUUCCCAUUACCCAUUCAUGAGAAUAACUCCAAAUAUUUGAGUAUUACACCAUGGAUUUCUUUCCCUGAUUAGACUCUGUAGUACGAGAGAUGCUCUAGAUUAGGGUCAAUGUGGAUCAAGAGAAAAGAAAUCAUCCAGCCUUUAAAUGAUUAAUUUCCAGUCUACAUAAUUAAAUAAUAGGCCUACAUUUUGAAUAAAUCAGAACCAUAUAUGUGUACUAUAUACCAGUGUGCACGGUUGUCUGAUGUAAUUAAAGAGUAUAUUGUUAUUUGUAUCAUUCUAUCGCAAAUGUAGUUAAUGUGUUGUUUUGUAAGGAUGUCUCCAUGGAAGAUGUUUGUUUUAGCUCACGUCUGGCACGCACAAACUGGACUUUUAUCCAUAGAUCAGAGAGGAGUUUUCCGUAUGUUUGUCUUACUGUAAAAUACCAACUCUCUUGCCGACAGUGGGCCAACCCAGGACCUGAGUCAAGGCCUCAAGUCACAGCCUCCUUUUUCGUCUUCAUGAAUGGCCAGUUUUAUGGCUCAUAUUGAUUGGUGUGUUCAUAUUUGUCGUUUGAGACUCGCCAUGUUUUGACAGGAAGAAAGUGGUGAAAGUGACUGGAGCAGUUAUCUGUUUUGCCUUGACCAUGAAUGGUUGUUUGUAGUUGGAUUAUUAGUGUCAGGCGUGAUAUACAGGUGUAUGAUCUUAAUUUGAUCACUCUUUUGUUGCUGAGAAUUUUCCUGCACUGCAAGAAAAACUUUUAUUAUUAUUAUUUGUAUUUUAUCGUUUUUGUAUAUAUUUUUAUUGUACUUUUUAACCCCAAUUUCAUGAUAUCCAAUUGGUAGUUAGUCUUGUACCAUCGCUGCAACUCUGCAACUGCAACACGACUCUGCCAAGCCGCACUGCUUCUUGACACACAGCUCGCUUGUGUGUCAGAUUUCGACUUUGAAAUUUCAGACUUGAUUUACCCUAAUGAAAAAUGUAUCAAUCCCUACAAAAAUGUCCAUUAAUUAUAAUCCACAGAAUAAUUCGCAUUUCCUUUUGCUGCAGGAUUAUUUUUCUGCUGUAACAAACUGGCUCAAAUUAAGACUCUACACCUGUACUGCUGCCAAACUGGUUUGUGCUUUUAUUCUUUACAUGUGAGUAUUGGGCUGGAGUGGAGCCAUCAGUAAGAUUGUGUCUUGUUUUUAGUCUGAAUCUGAGUAUACACAUGAACAAGGGGCUGGCCUCUGAUGACAACAAGAACAGCUUCGUUGAGUGCCUCCAUCUUUCUCUCUUAGUGUUGUUGUCUUUUAUUGUGGGUUCUUAACAUCAUUACCUCUUAUUCACUUUAAAAACAAGCAGAUGUUUUAAAUGGAGAGUAUUUAAACUAUUUUUAGUAAUGUGAUUGGUGGGGCCCCAUAUUCCCCAUCCCAGAGCUUGAGCUGUGUUCUUUUAGAUAUUUAAAGGGACCCUACUCAUGAAGAAUGAACCGUUAAGUUGCUUUGGAGAAAAGAGCUGUCUGUGAUUGGCUUUCUUCAACUCUUGUGAAAUAUUAGUAGUUUUGUUUCUAAUAGUCAUGAGUAUUUGUGAAUUUUUAUAAGAUUUACAAAUAUUUUAUCAUAUCUUUUUUACUGGUGUAGUUCUAAUACAUCUUUUUAGAAAUCAUAUCUAAUUUAUUUGGUAUUUUUUGUCUUAGAUAUUGUCUAAAUUGUGUCCCACAAUCAUAUUUGUGCUACAAAUGACUUGAUGUACAAGUUUGGUUCUGAUUUAACUCCGUAAUUGUAUUAAUAUUAGUUAUGUGGAUUUGGCCCUUCCCCACCUGUUGAAACUGUAGUUGGCUGUGGUCUUGUGUGACAUAUCUGUCAGUGAAGCUUAUCUUCUCCCUGUAGAAGUGAGGACAGGGAUACAACUUUAUGAUUGAGGGAGUUAAAAUGUACCAUGUACACUGAGUCACAUGUACAUUCCUGUGCAUUGUUUUCUUCCCUUUGAUAGAUUUCUGUUCAUAUGCCAGGUUGAGAUCAAUUGUACAGUAUGUUUGUCCAAAUCUGAUAGUUUAAAGUCAACUCCUUGUGAUAUCAUUCAUGAAACAUUGAACCUAUACUGUCACAUCUACAACUUAUUUCACCUCUUGAAUAAGGAAAGUGCAGGAAGUUAUUGGACAACUAUGCCAGUUAUAAAGCCAUACAGACAGUUAAAACAGCAUCUAUUAAAUAAUUGUUAAUAGGGUUUACAAAAAACUCCAAACGCAGAAUGUGUUUGUUACCUCAACCCGAGCAGGUUGCUAAUCAGGCCACCUUACUCAACAUUGGACCAAUUACAAUGAUAAAGUACAUUCUUUAUAUAUAGUAUACCUACAAUAUUUUGGCGGCAACAUGUUAAUGUUUUGUGUUAUGAAUACACAAUAAGAUUGUUAUUUUCAAGCAUAAGCAUAUUGAGUGUAAAAAUACCUAUUUUCAAAUGUAACCCAUGAAUAUCUCAUGUAGUAUGAGCUUUGACAAAAUAGGAGGGCUAUUUGUCAACUAGGCUACAUGUUUUACAUUGAUGACGACAUGAGUCUUUGUAAUUGAGUGUCGCUAUACUUUAUUGUGCCGGUAAAGGUUUAAUUUAUUGAAGACCUAAAAAUGAAAGACUUUUCCUACUCAACCAAUGACUACAGAAAUGCAGGGGUCACCUUGAAAGUUCAGCUAUAUUUUUACCAUAUUUGCACCCAGACUAACCAAUGAUUUAUGACAUCAGUGUACAGCAAAUAUAUUUUAGAAGUAUUGCUCAGUACAUUGGAUGAUAUACUUGUGCCUUGACAAACUUUUAUAGUAGAGACCAGAUUUAUCUUGUACCAUUGUUGCCUGUUUUAUUCACCACUGUGACACUAAUGUCAGUGGUUAUUAGCCCUUGAUAACUAGUAUCUUGCAAGCCAUACGACUUGUGUGCUUCAAAUGCCGUACAGAAAUGAGUGACCAGAUAAAUGUAUAGUGUUGUGCAUCUGAUUUAUUUUCACAGAAAUAUGAAUUGCAUUUGUUUAACGUCGGUGCAAUUUAAGUUUUGUCUCAAACUGCUAUGCAGCUAGAUUCAAUAUAAAAUGUAUAUCUGUUACUUUUUUAAUAUAUAUUUUAUCUAUCUAGCCUCUCUUGAUUGUUCAUUGCAAAGGGGAACCUAUAACGAAAUAUUGUAAUUAUGUUAAUUAUUUAUGUAACUUUUUGAAAUAGUAUUGAUACUGUGUGCCACCGGGAUUUGUUUUUAUUUUUAUGAUUGGGCUUGUGUCAGUCAAGACAAACCCAAAUUUCACCUAAUUCAAACAAACUUGUCAUUCAGAAUUUUCAUCAUGGGUGUUUUGUUUUUAUUAUAAAUGUCAUCAGUUAGUCUGUUCACACACUGUUCUGUUUGUGUCCCCUUAAUCUGUCUGGCUUUGGUUUGAUGUGAAAGUCUGCUUUAUUUCCAUUCAUUUCUUUUCUGGUGAUCAGUAGUGAACCUGUUGAUAGCACUGACAGGUUAUAGGUAUGGGGAGUGCAUAUCACCUAUGUGUUUUUAGCUACCAUGUGAACAACUGUUAAAUAUUACCCUUUAAAAAAUGUAUCUAUAUGAAAUGUAUUUUUGCUUUUGUUGGGGCAUUUGUAUACUCUUGCAAUUAUAUUUAUGUAAACCUGCUGGUAUCUAUAUUAAUAAAGAUAGAUGAUAUGUUUUCCUUUGACUA